GAUCACCAGCCUUUUGCAAAUGCUCAUGAUGUGCUGGCUCGUUCUCGGAGCCGUGCCAAUGUAUUGAACAAAGUGGAGUACGCGCAGCAGCGUUGGAAGUUACAGGUCCAAGAGCAACGCAAAUCUGUCUUCGACCGUCAUGUUGUGCUGAGUUAA
This is a messenger RNA of Phaethon lepturus (White-tailed tropicbird), 156 nucleotides long. It is a transcript of the gene TMEM9B, whose product is annotated as TMEM9 domain family, member B. Lineage: Eukaryota; Metazoa; Chordata; Aves; Phaethontiformes; Phaethontidae. Gene Ontology annotation, biological process: positive regulation of canonical NF-kappaB signal transduction. The record is from RefSeq and is a predicted model, not a curated record. The transcript has a single exon. Gene Ontology annotation, cellular component: lysosomal membrane. The annotation marks the transcript as partial.